Molecule: messenger RNA, 1448 nt
Organism: Puma concolor (puma)
Lineage: Eukaryota; Metazoa; Chordata; Mammalia; Carnivora; Felidae
Gene: RHBDD3
Product: rhomboid domain containing 3
Cellular component (GO): membrane
Molecular function (GO): protein binding; serine-type endopeptidase activity
Source: RefSeq, a predicted model, not a curated record
UCGUCCUUCUCGCCUGCAGCUCUUGUUCUAAUGUUCUCUCAAAGGCGCUGGGCGUGACAUGCGGGCCAAACUAGCGCCGAAGGGUCCGAAGCGGAGGAAGGGGAAACUGAGGCCCAAGGAAUUUGUGUGCUUUUCCUAAGUCACAAAGCUGAGUCCGACCCACGCUCUGGGACUCCCACUUUAUCGCUCGGAAGAAUCUUCCCGGUUCUUGUCUUCUCAUUGCGUCCUCCAGUCUUCCUAGUAAGCACACAGCCCCAAGACCACUCUUGACGCCUUCAGCCGUGCUAUGCAUGCCAGAGGUCCCCCUGGCCCACUGUCCCCGGCGCUGCCUCUUGCCUCCUCUGUCCUGAUGCUGCUGCUGAGCUGCCUGUGGCUGGUGGGGGCUGGCCCCAGCCUUGCCCUGGCCCCAGAGCUGCUGCUGGACCCUUGGCAGGCACACCGUCUGCUGACCCACGUCCUGGGUCACACAGCCCUACCUGGCCUCCUCCUGAGCCUGCUGCUCCUGCCCACACUGGGCUGGUGGCAGGAGUGCCACCUGGGCACGCUGCGGUUCCUGCAUGCCUCUGCCCUGCUCGCCCUGGCUGCCGGGCUAAUGGGUGUGCUGCUGGCAGGCCUCGGGGUACCCAGCGCAGCUGGUGGCUGUGGCUACAUGCCUGUCCACCUGGCCAUGCUGGCGGGGCAGGGUUACCACCCUAGACAGCCCCAGGGGGUACUGCCACCGUGGCUGCUGCCGUGGCUGCUGCUUGCCUUGACACCAGUGCUCAGCUCCGAGCCACCCUUCCUGCAGCUAUUGUGCGGCCUCCUUGCUGGCCUCGCCUAUGCAGCCGGGGCCUUCCGGUGGCUGGAGCUCUCUGAGCAGCGGCUGCAAGCACUGCAGGAGGGCAUCUUGUGCAGGGCCCUGGCAGAGUGCUGGCCGGUCAGACUCCUUCCUACCCCAGGCAGCCUGGCCGAGCUGCCGGUCACCCAUCCUGCCGGAGUCAGGCCUCCCGCCCCCGGACCUCUUUACACAGCCUCCCCUAGCCUCUGGUCCCGCAGUGAAGGCUCAGUUCACCUCCCGCCAGGCCUAGGGCCUGUGCAGCUGACCUGGGAGGGCUCCUCUGAGGUGGGCCUGGCCUGGACCGGGCCCGUCUUCUCCCCAGGGACCCCGCUGUGGGCAGCCCUGGAUGAGCAGAUGCUGCAGGAGGGGAUCCAGGCCUCACUCCUUGAGGGGCCAGCCCAGUGUCCUGAGAGCCCGCUACGGCUGCCUAAGUCCUCUGUCUCCUCUCUGCGGUUGCAGCAGCUGGAGCGCAUGGGCUUCCCCACAGAGCAGGCAGUGGUGGCGCUGGCAGCCACGGGCCGAGUGGAGGGUGCCGUGUCCCUGCUGGUUGAGGGGGAGGUGGGCACUGAGGCCUUAGUGACUCAGGGGAGGGGUGGACCCGCCCACCCUGAGGGCCCUGGUCCCCCCUAGC